Molecule: messenger RNA, 1578 nt
Organism: Spea bombifrons (plains spadefoot toad)
Lineage: Eukaryota; Metazoa; Chordata; Amphibia; Anura; Pelobatidae
Product: tubulin alpha-8 chain
Exons: 5
Coding region: 148-1494 (448 amino acids)
Biological process (GO): microtubule cytoskeleton organization; mitotic cell cycle
Cellular component (GO): cytoplasm; microtubule
Molecular function (GO): GTP binding; structural constituent of cytoskeleton
Source: RefSeq, a predicted model, not a curated record
UGUGGGGUGUAAAUUGAUUAUUGCUGUGUUGGCGCGUUAUCUUAUCAAGCGGAGUUCGAGUAAUUUGGUUUUAAUCGGUACCGAAUUUACGGCUGGGAUUCCCUUUUUAGUUUCGUUUCGUUUCGAGUGUUGUGCACAAAAUUUAACAUGCGUGAGUGUAUUUCAAUCCAUGUUGGACAAGCUGGAGUUCAAAUUGGUAAUGCAUGCUGGGAACUAUACUGCCUUGAGCAUGGAAUCCAACCAGAUGGUCAGAUGCCAAGUGACAAAACUAUUGGUGGUGGAGAUGACUCAUUCAACACAUUCUUCAGUGAAACUGGAGCUGGAAAACAUGUACCUAGAGCAGUGUUUGUAGACCUCGAAUGCGCAGUUAUUGAUGAGGUUCGAAACGGACCUUAUAGACAGCUUUUCCACCCAGAGCAGCUCAUCACUGGGAAGGAGGAUGCUGCGAAUAACUAUGCUCGUGGACACUACACUGUUGGGAAGGAAAUCAUUGACCUUGUACUGGAAAGAGUGAGAAAACUGGCAGACCAGUGUACAGGUUUGCAGGGCUUCCUUAUAUUUCACAGUUUUGGUGGAGGAACAGGAUCAGGGUUUACCUCAUUACUUAUGGAGAGACUAUCUGUUGAUUAUGGGAAAAAAUCUAAAUUAGAAUUUGCCAUUUACCCUGCUCCACAGGUCUCCACUGCUGUAGUCGAACCAUACAAUUCCAUUCUGACUACACACACCACACUAGAACACUCUGACUGUGCCUUCAUGGUAGAUAAUGAGGCAAUUUAUGACAUUUGUAGACGUAAUCUAGAUAUUGAGCGCCCAACAUAUACUAAUCUAAAUCGCCUUAUUGGGCAGAUAGUCUCUUCUAUUACAGCUUCCCUGCGCUUUGAUGGAGCACUUAAUGUGGACCUGACAGAGUUCCAGACCAACUUAGUGCCAUAUCCCCGUAUACAUUUCCCAUUAGUUACUUACUCCCCAAUAAUUUCUGCUGAAAAGGCGUAUCAUGAGCAGCUCUCUGUAUCCGAGAUCACAAAUGCCUGCUUUGAACCUUCCAACCAAAUGGUUAAAUGUGACCCUCGACAUGGAAAAUAUAUGGCAUGCUGCAUGCUGUAUCGUGGAGAUGUAGUACCAAAGGAUGUCAAUGCUGCCAUUGCCGCCAUUAAAACAAAACGCACUAUACAAUUUGUGGAUUGGUGUCCUACUGGCUUUAAGGUGGGCAUAAAUUAUCAGCCUCCAACUGUGGUGCCAGGUGGUGAUCUUGCAAAAGUACAGCGUGCAGUCUGUAUGCUCAGUAACACAACAGCAAUUGCUGAGGCUUGGGCACGUCUGGAUCACAAGUUUGACUUGAUGUAUGCAAAACGAGCUUUUGUGCACUGGUAUGUCGGUGAAGGUAUGGAGGAGGGAGAGUUUUCUGAGGCUCGUGAAGAUCUGGCAGCUUUGGAGAAGGAUUAUGAGGAAGUUGGUACCGAUUCUGUAGAUGAAGAAGAUGAAGGAGAAGAAUAGUGAAUUUCUGCACAUCUUAGAAGCGUUAACACUUUUAAUAAACAUUAAUAAACAUAGCUACUUUUAAUAAACAUGUUUUAUUCA